AUGGUUGGUUGCAGUGAGUGUAAGCGUGGCGGCGACCGGCUGGCGACGCCGCGGAUGUCGCUGCUGGGCAAGCCGCUCAGCUACCGCGCCACUCGACGCGACGCGCGAUACCGACGCCUUCAAUCAAAGUUCUACAAUUUCCUUGAACGGCCAAGGGGUGCAAAGGCCGUCCUAUAUCAUAUGAUUGUGUUCCUGAUGGUGUUCAUGUGUUUGUCGCUAUCGGUAUUUUCGACAAUCGAAGAAUACGAAGCGAAAGCUGGAAUUGUACUAUUCUACAUGGAGACUGUCGUCGUCGUUUGGUUCGCCAUUGAAUUUUUUUUAAGGCUGUGGUCGUCAGGAUGCAGAUCUCGAUACCAAGGAUCUAUGGGUCGCCUCAAAUUUUUGAGGCGACCUUUUUGUAUUAUAGACGUAACAACAAUCUUGGCCUCGAUGGUGGUGCUUGGAAUGGGAUCGUCAGGACAAGUGUUUGCGGCAUCGGCAUUACGGGGCUUGCGCUUCUUCCAAAUCUUACGCAUGGUGCGGAUGGACCGACGAGGUGGCACCUGGAAACUUCUGGGAUCUGUUGUUUACGCACAUAGACAGGAAUUAAUAACUACGUUGUACAUAGGCUUCCUGGGAUUGAUAUUUGCAUCAUUUUUAGUUUAUUUAGCAGAAAAAGACGUUGCCGACACAAAAUUUAAAAAUUUUGCGGAAGCCCUUUGGUGGGGAGUGAUCACGCUGUGCACCGUAGGGUACGGCGACAUGGUCCCACAAACCUGGCAAGGGAAGUUCAUAGCUUCUUUUUGCGCAUUACUCGGAAUAUCAUUCUUUGCACUCCCAGCUGGCAUACUAGGUUCAGGAUUUGCUUUGAAAGUCCAACAGCAGCAAAGACAAAAGCAUAUGAUACGUAGACGACAACCGGCUGCUACACUUAUUCAAGCAUUAUGGAGAUGCUACGCAGCCGACGAGCAUUCCAUGAGUAUAGCUACUUGGAAAAUCCAUCAAGUGCCACUUCCGAGUCCACAAACGAGUCGGGUUAUGAGCGCAUCAUUCAAGAACAAUGCGUCCUUUGUAUCGCGGCUACCGACGAUUCGCCGGCACAAAAGUACUUCUCUGCACUCCCCCGCACCACACUCCAAGCCUGCGCAUCGAUACGACGUCAACGCUAGUGCAGAAAACCUUGACGAGGACGAGGAGCCACGUUGCGUCACGUUGACACCGCGUCACAAGUCUGCAAUAAGAUUUAUCAGAAAGAUGAAGUAUUUUGUGGCUCGCCGUAAAUUUAAGGAAGCAUUAAAGCCUUACGACGUAAAGGAUGUAAUCGAACAAUAUUCCGCGGGACACGUCGAUCUGCUGGGGCGAGUGAAAAACCUCAAGUAUUUUGUCGCACGCAAGAGAUUUAGAGAAGCCUUGAAACCGUACGACGUGAAAGAUGUGAUAGAACAGUACUCUUCGGGGCACGCUGACCUCCUAAACCGAACCAAGAACCUACAGUACAGGUUAGAUCAAAUUCUUGGCAAGCAAGGUUCAAAGGCUAAAGAUGUGUAUGCAUCUAAGAUUAGCCUAGCUUCCAGAGUAGUUAAAAUUGAAAGACAAGUAGAUGAUAUAGAAAGUAAGCUGGAUCAUUUAUUAGAAUUGUACGAAGAAGAUAGACGUUGCAUGCGAAGAAUCGAUAAUGGGUUUAACGGAGGAACAGAAAGCGGAGCAUCAGGAACUAUUCAGCUAAGAGCACGUCCGGCUUUAACUGAAAAACAGUGCUCUGAACCGAAUUCGCCCGUUUCUAGAAACUUUGAACAGCCAACUCCUGCGUCAGCACCUCCUAUACCGUUAAAAAGGCCUAUGAAUAGAGGUUACUCAGAUUUAGGAACUAGGUUCAUGAGAAAGAAAGUUAUAGUCAAAACCUCCUCUAGCCGUUGUGAUGAGUCUCCUAGAGACGAUGAAGUCGUUAUAGUGGUACCGACAGAUCGCGAAGAUACACCACCACGCUUAGUGACAGACAGCUCAGAGGUAUGUGCGAGCUGUUCAGUAGAGGUAGAGACAGAGGCGGAGGCGUGCGGCACCCGGUCGGGCAGCUCGGGGUCGCCCUCGUGGUGCGAAGGCGAAGCAGGGGACGAGCGCGGGUACUGCUCGGGCGACUCACUCGCCGAAGACGCAGCACUUCUAGGCGCCGCGCAAACCGACCAACCCCCGCGAAUAUUGCGUCCCCAGAGACGAGAUGUCGCCGUCGAUCUUCACUUACUCCGGCCCGAUGUA
Brenthis ino (lesser marbled fritillary) is the source of this 2232-nucleotide messenger RNA. Lineage: Eukaryota; Metazoa; Arthropoda; Insecta; Lepidoptera; Nymphalidae. The record is from the annotation of a GenBank genome assembly.